AUGUCACCCAGAGUGAGAGAGGCCACCCAUUCUGGGAGCUGGUACGUGUCCAGCGGCAAGAAGCUAGAUCAGCAGCUGUCCGAGUGGCUCGCCCAGGUCGAGCCUUCAACAAUUCCUAGUCCGCCAAGAAGCGUCAUCGACGUCGACGUGGAAGCAGAGAGCAGGGCAACGACAGCUGAUGAUGGAGGCAUAGAGAUGCCGGCCAAAGGGCUAAAGGCUGUCAUCGCGCCCCACGCAGGCUACUCCUACUCGGGCCCGGCAGCUGCCUGGGCGUACGCCAGCAUUGACCCUUCCCAGUACACCCGAGUCUUUAUCCUGGGCCCGUCGCACCACCUCUAUCUCGACGGGUGUGCGCUUUCGUCGUGCGACGCAUACGCUACGCCAUUGGGAGACUUGCCCAUUGAUAAGGCGACCGUUGCCGAGCUUCGAAGUUCAGGCCAGUUCGAACGGGACAUGAAGCUCGACGUCGAUGAGGCCGAGCACAGCAUAGAAAUGCAUCUGCCGUACAUUCGCAAGGUCUUUCAAGACCACGAGAUCGGGAUUGUGCCAAUUCUUAUCGGUUCCAUCUCGACAAAGAAGGAGGGCGUCUUUGGCAAACUGCUCGCACCCUACCUCGCUGACCCAACGACGCUCUUCGUCACAAGCUCUGAUUUCUGCCAUUGGGGAUCCCGCUUUGGGUACACCUACUACAACACCACCUCAUCGCCCAAAUCGAGCACUACUCUCUCCUCACGCGGAGCAGUGCCCGACACCGCUGUCCCAAUUCACGCCUCUAUUCGCAGCCUGGACGGCGCCGCGAUUAGCCACCUGACCUAUCCUCUUCGGAUCCCACUUCCUGACCCGACCGCUUCUGCCUCCUCUUCCUCGAAUCCUGCCACUUCCGCAGAAGAAAGUGGGCCUAAGGGUGCAGCCGAUGCGCGAGAGUCGUUCGCAAGCUAUCUCGCCCAGACCAAAAACACAAUCUGCGGGCGACAUCCCAUCGGUGUGCUGCUGGGCGCCUUGGAGGCUCUGGAAGAGAAGCAGGAGAGGCAGCAGCACUAUUCGACUGAGCUUCGCUUCACAAGAUACGAACAGAGCUCCAAGUGCGAGACGGCCAGAGAUAGCUCCGUGAGCUAUGCUUCCGCCAUUGUCAAGUUCAAUUACAAGUAA
Messenger RNA from Acaromyces ingoldii, 1149 nucleotides. Its product is annotated as UPF0103-domain-containing protein. The transcript has 5 exons. The coding region runs from base 1 to 1149 and encodes 382 amino acids. NCBI's taxonomy places the organism in Eukaryota, Fungi, Basidiomycota, Exobasidiomycetes, Exobasidiales, Cryptobasidiaceae. The record is from RefSeq and is a predicted model, not a curated record.